AGUCCUUAAGAGCCAGUGUUCCAGAGGAAUCCUGGCUAACAUUUCCCCGUAAACCGCCUCAAGCCCCGCUCCGCCGCUAGGAGGGGAGCGGCGGGAACUGCGCAAGCGCGGCGCCGCCGACCUCGCGGGGUUAACUUCCGGGGGUCGCACCGCCUGCUCUCCAGGCAGGGCUCUGGGCUCUCGUGUGUGCUUUGCCGCCUCCUCCCUGUGAUCGGCCCGGCGGGACCGACCCGAGCCGAGCCAUGGGGCCUGCAACGGGCCGGCCGUGAGCGCGGCCGCAGGAUGCGUCCCUGGCUCGGCUGCUGCAGUCGCCGCCGCCGCCGCCACAGGUCAGGAGGAGCCGCAGCGCGGGGCGACCCCGCCCGGGCCUCGGAUCCUAUCACAUAGGACAGCAUGCACCUUAAGAUCCUGAAGAAAAGGCGCAAAAUGUUCAAGUAAUGUUUCGAAAUCAGUUGUGAGGGCGCGUCAGGGAAAUCAUGCCGUCAUCAGGACACCGGCUCCGCGAUGUCGAACACCAUCCGCUCCUGACUGAAAAUGACAGUUACGACUCCUCGUCCUCCUCUUCCUCCGAGGCUGACGUGGCCGACAGGGUCUGGUUCAUCCGCGACGGCUGCGGCAUGAUCUGCGCCGUCAUGACGUGGCUUCUGGUUGUCUAUGCAGACUUCGUGGUGACGUUUGUCAUGCUGCUGCCUUCCAAAGACUUCUGGUACUCCGUGGUCAAUGGGGUCGUUUUUAACUGCUUAGCGGUGCUCGCCCUGUCUUCUCACCUGAGAACCAUGCUCACCGACCCCGGGGCAGUACCCAAAGGAAAUGCUACUAAAGAAUAUAUGGAGAGUUUGCAGCUGAAGCCCGGAGAAGUGAUCUACAAGUGCCCAAAGUGCUGCUGUAUCAAGCCUGAGCGCGCCCACCACUGCAGUAUUUGCAAAAGAUGUAUUCGGAAAAUGGAUCAUCACUGCCCGUGGGUGAACAAUUGUGUAGGAGAAAAGAAUCAGAGAUUUUUUGUGCUCUUCACUAUGUACAUAGCUCUGUCUUCAGUCCACGCUCUGAUUCUCUGUGGGCUCCAGUUCAUUUCCUGCGUCCGAGGGCAGUGGACUGAAUGCAGUGAUUUUUCACCUCCAAUCACUGUAAUCCUGUUGAUCUUCCUGUGCCUUGAGGGUCUCCUGUUUUUCACCUUCACUGCAGUUAUGUUUGGCACCCAGAUCCACUCAAUAUGCAAUGAUGAAACGGAAAUCGAGAGACUGAAAAGUGAGAAGCCAACUUGGGAACGGAGGCUACGAUGGGAAGGGAUGAAGUCUGUCUUUGGGGGGCCCCCCUCCCUCCUCUGGAUGAACCCCUUUGUUGGCUUCCGAUUUAGGCGACUGCAAACGAGACCCAGAAAAGGAGGCCCAGAGUUCUCUGUUUGAGGCCCCUGUCAUCAUGCUGGAACUUGCGAAUGGACUUUAAGUUAUUUAUUUGGGGUCUGAAAGGGUAUCAAUAGCUCAUCUGUGACCAAUAGGGCAAAUGGAACCUACACAAACCAAUUGCUUGCAGCAAGCAGCGUUUUAUAUAAAUUUACAGUCACAGAUUGCAGAUUUUCCAAACUGGUAACUGGAUGAUGAUGCUGUCAUCAGUUUUUCACCUGUACAACUAACGAAAGGGACGUGGCCACACGAAGAAGCCAAAUGUCAUUAUCUUCCUGCACAGUUAAGAUUUUUGUUAAGAGUACUUUGCAUUUUCUAACAAGUCGUGUGGGAUAUUACAUGGGUUAUUAAAAUCCUGUGUACUGAGCUGCUUUUUUCAAUCAUGAAGGAAAAAUGUCAAUCCAGUGAACAAGAAUUCUCCGAUGAGUGGUUUCAGGGAGUUCCUGUCGGCCCUGUGAUACCCCUUGGUCAGGAAGGGGCGUUUACGUAGAAAUACAUUUUGGUCUCCAUUAGCUCUGACACUUUGCACUGAAGUUGCAAAAUAUCUGUGCACUGAACAGUGAAGGCGGCAUCAGGUACACGUAGGCCCACUGCCCCAAAAGAGGCAUUCUUUGACCCUGCAGCAAGUCUGUGUGUGUGUGUGUCUGUGUGUGUGUGUGUGUGUGUGCACGCGCGUGCACACGUGUUUUAAACUUGACAGUGUCGUUUAGACAGUGUAAUCAUUAGUGGUUGUGUGCAGCAAACAAGCUAUUUUUUAGAAACCGACAUUUCAGGGAAGCGGGGAGAGCUGCCCGGGGAUCCUCCUCCCGUGGGGCUCAGUAUGAAUGUAUUGCAAACUGGAGAAUAUCUUGAUCCAAAGAACAAUCAUUCCUAUGUGGUCCUUUGUUGCCCUCCUGUUUUCGUUUUAUCUUAAAAAGCUUGAAUGUGUGAGGGUCUUGGAACUGACUUUUCGUUCCCAGCCAAAUGAGCAAUGUGCGAACGGCACCUCAGUGAGAGAAGAACAAAGUCUGUUGGCGGCCUUCACCUUGUGCACACUGACACUUCUGCAGCUUGGUGGGUAUGUAGGAGAAGGGGCAGGCACCGCA
Messenger RNA from Rhinolophus ferrumequinum (greater horseshoe bat), 2485 nucleotides. It is a transcript of the gene ZDHHC7, whose product is annotated as zinc finger DHHC-type palmitoyltransferase 7. Bases 477 to 1403 code for a protein of 308 amino acids. Gene Ontology annotation, molecular function: protein-cysteine S-palmitoyltransferase activity. Gene Ontology annotation, biological process: protein targeting to membrane; peptidyl-L-cysteine S-palmitoylation. NCBI's taxonomy places the organism in Eukaryota, Metazoa, Chordata, Mammalia, Chiroptera, Rhinolophidae. The record is from RefSeq and is a predicted model, not a curated record. Gene Ontology annotation, cellular component: endoplasmic reticulum; Golgi apparatus. The transcript is spliced from 8 exons.